Molecule: messenger RNA, 1473 nt
Organism: Pyrenophora tritici-repentis Pt-1C-BFP
Lineage: Eukaryota; Fungi; Ascomycota; Dothideomycetes; Pleosporales; Pleosporaceae
Source: RefSeq, a predicted model, not a curated record
AUGGAAACUCUAGAAGCCCCAAGCAGGCAAAGCAUCGGCUUACCUUCAAUCAACCACAUGGAUGCCGACAGAGUCAAGCGCGAAGAGGUCGAGUACCAGAGGAAACGCCAGGCUGUCUCCAUGUCCAGCCCGUUACACCCUUAUGGCGGACCUUUGCAUCUGCACAUCAAUCACCAGUCUUCAAUCGCCAGCGCAGUACCCGGCUCGCUUGGAGGCUUGCUGUCUCCUCCCGAAUCACGCCGGACGUCUGGCGAUGAAAAAGACUCGCAGCGACCGACACCGCGCCAGUCGCUUCCAUCGAUACAUGAGGCCCUGGGCUCUGAGCAGCCGUCACUAUCGUUUUCUACCACUGUGCCUCCACCUUCAUCCAUCACCUCAGCUCCUCAACAUUAUCCCGCACCAUCUGCAAAUACUUCUCCUGCUACCCAAAGGCCCCGCCACUCGCCGUCUGACCUUCAGCACGCCGGUCAGGGACCAUCAAAUCCAUUCUCGCACUCCAGAAGCCCAUUUCCUCCUACAUCGCAAGCAGGCCCACCUCUACCACCCCAGGCACAGCAAGAGUCCUUCCCUCGUGCUCCAUAUUCCGAACCAAGGCCACCGUAUUCGACUCCCCAGCACACCCAGAAGCUACCGGCUCUCCAUCCACUCAAAACCGCGCCAUCCCCACCAACGAGCGCUGCUCGCCCUCCUUAUUCAUCAUAUCCGCCAUCCGCAGCCACCUACGAGAGCGCUGCCCCUCCAUCAGCGGGACCAAUGAGCCAGCACCACCCUUAUUCACAAUAUCCUCCUGGCUAUCCUCCGUCGGCCCAGUCUGCAAGUGCUCCCAACUCGGCCUACCCCCCUGCAUCUUCAACAUAUUCUGCUCCGCCCCGAUAUCCUCAGCAAACAUGGCAAGAUAACGCGGAAAUGGCUCGUCUGGAAGAGAAGAAGAUUGGCCGUGCAAGUCUAGCCCCUUAUGGUGAAUCAGUGAAGCGCCACCUCGAGAGCUUCGAUCUAGAGGCCUCAUUAAACGAGAUGGCCGAUGGAUCUGGGAACAUUGCUGAGUUCUCAAAAAUCUACCGCCAACGGGCGCACGAGAACCAGCGUAUCGGCUUAACACCACAAUCCAUGCCAAGAUUAGAAGAAGUGGACGAUAUGCUAAAGCAAAGCGAGAGGAUUCACAUGUCUCUCCAGCGCAUGCGAGAUGUUGUCUUCAAUCAUCAUCAAGCAAGCAUCGUGGAACCCCCACAAGAUCCGCGCUAUCGACCGGUCAACGGUUAUGAUGACAACAGCAGCAAUUAUGGAGACGACACCAAGGGACUCGGUGGCUUCGCCGGCGGCGACAACAAGACAAGAAAACGAGGCAUCAAUAGCGAGCUGCUCCCCCAGGCCGAUGUCAUAGUUGCAAUCGAGCAGAGACGCCAGAGUGGCGACGAGGGCCAGAUGGUGCCCGAACUCUGUGCAAUGCUUGUGGUCUACAUUAUGCAAAGUUGA